Molecule: messenger RNA, 4668 nt
Organism: Durusdinium trenchii
Lineage: Eukaryota; Dinophyceae; Suessiales; Symbiodiniaceae
Source: the annotation of a GenBank genome assembly
ACUCCACCGCUCAUGUAUGUGUUGAUCACGGUAUGACCCCCUCAGCCGCCAGGGAUGCUGGCGGUGGAGGUGCUCUUCCCCACGUCAGCAAAUUGGUACAGCUCACAUGUCGUCGAUGCCCUGCCAGAUGGGCGUGUGGUGGUGGCGACCAACCAGGCGGCCACGCUGCUGACCGCCUCAGACCGCCGUGUGCCGGGCCGCGCUGCGCUGCAGAGCCGGGUGUCAGGGGUGGCCAUCUCAGAAGAGCUCCUGGCGGCCUGCUGCACAGACCGGGUGGUGCACGCCUUACGUCCAAGCCUGGAGACCUUGGGGAUCCACAAGGAGCAUCAUGCUGAGCCAUCAGCCAUUGUCAAUUUAAAGGGGCUGGUGAUCUCAGGUGAUAAACGUGGGGCUCUCUGUCUUUGGACGCCACCAAGCAAAACAGUGGAAAGGCUGCUUCCCCAGAAGGAGUCGGUGAUCUCCCUGGCGGUGUCCACUCCCCGUCACUGCGUGGCCGUGGGGUACCACUCGGGGACGGUGGCCGUGAUCGCCUUGGAGAACCAUGGGGUCUUCUGCUUUCGUCUCCGUGCCAGCGUGCAGUCCCUCAGCUGGCUGCCAGACGGAACUGGGCUCAUCUCGGCAUGCCAAGAUCAAUCCGUGCAACUCUGGAGGCUCCAACCCUCUGGAGAGGAAGCAGAAGCUGAGAUUCAGAUCUCUCCAGCUGCUGGGCCACGAGAUGAGAGUAAGAGUUGGACUUCAGUUUGUGCCCUGAGUGAUUCUUUGAUCCUCUUCAGCGGGUCUCGUGGUGAGCUCUUCCUGUGGGAGGAAUCCAGAUCCAAACCCUGGAGAGCUGCUCCGGUACACACCAGACCCAUCUUCGGAUUGAAGGCCGUCGGAAGUGACCACGUCAUCACCACUGGUAUGGACCGCUUCAUCGUUCUCUGGACGGUGUCCUCCGGCUCUCCACCUCAGAUGAAGUGGAGGCUCUGCAGCUUGGGAGGCCAUGUGACUGCUCUCCGAGCUGAUCAAAACCUGGCCUGCCUAGGCUGUGGCGACAACAGCCUUCGAGUGAUGGACCUCAUGCACCGUGAGCACCGUCAACAUUGCUGGGUGGCUUGGAAGGGGCUUCGCACAGCAGUGACCAGCCUGGCUUCAAGUGGCCGUGGUGUUUGGGGGUACGGCCUGCAAGAUGGCAGUUUUGGAGUCUUGGCGAUCAACGACUCGGAAGGUGCUGGAGCGGCUGAGCCCCUUUGCACGAGGAGUCAUCCUGGCCCGGUCACGGAGGUCUGUUGGAUGCACCUGGGCGGAGCUGGCCAGGCAGUGCCGGACACUGCGCCCAUGAGUGCGGUGGCGGAGGAUGCCAAAGCUGCAAGCGGAGACAGCAAAGGUUCCAAGAAGAGCAAGGCUAAGAAGGAGGAGAAGAAGAACUGGGAGGAAUGCCGAAGUUCGAUUCAAGGCUUGGGCCUGGUUUCUUUGAGUGCGGGUCACAAAGUCUUCUACACGCCCGCGCAGGGCACGUCAGUCACUCUCCAGCUGCGGCCUGUCGGGGGAGUACCAGCUGUCCCUGGUGCUGCUUGUGUUUGGCCACUGGAGAAGCUUCCCAAGACAGGCGACGAAGUGCUGGUCGUUGCAGCCACGCAUCAGGCCGGGGAAGCCACUGUGGAGACCAACAGCUUCCAGUUCUUCCAAAUCGAAGGUGAGGAGCUUCGAUGCAUGGCUGUGAUGCCUGCCGAGGGCCUUGAGGGUGGUGCCAGCUGUAUGUCCCUGCAGUGUGAACCCACUCCUGCAACUGGCAAGAGGUCACGCUGCAGGCUGGCAUGUGGCACAAGCAAAGGAGGCCUUGUGGUCUUUCAAUUGAACUGGCCUCCCAACGGCAGCGGCACAGCGCAGAUGGUCCGGUCAGAGAGCGUGAACAUCUCACCACUUCCAGAGGUGGUGGCACGGAACUGCCACAGCAAGGCCGUGGCCGAUGUCCAGUGGCGACCCCGUUCAGACAAAGAGCAUCACCUUCUAUCGGCGGGACAGGAUGGUUUGCUGAAAAUCUGGUACUUUGAACCGAAGGAUGGUGCUUCAAAUGCUGCGCUGACUCUACGGAGUGCCUAUGCCUCCAGCGGUGCAUUGCUGGCGUGCUGGGACCCCAGUGAUGAAGACCCGGUGGUCUUGGCCGGUGGACGGGAACAACUCGCCUUCGCGUGGCGCCCGGAGGCCUCGACAGAGACCGCACCGAAGGAGGUCAUCGCGGAGGCGACCCGGUCCACACCUUCACGCGGACCUCGGGAACGCAAGGUUCAACCUGGCGCAAGCGUCAAGCAGGAGAAGUCCUCCUCCCUCCUGUCCUUGACCUCUGCGGCACUGUACCAACAGUCUUCCAAGGCCCGUGCGCUCGAACUGGCACGAGUAGCAGCCGAUGGUGAUGGGGAGCUUUGGUUUGGCGAAGGUCUCGCCACGGGCUGUGGGCUCAGAGCGAAGGGGAUGUGGAGCGAUGCUUCGCCCGGCCGGCGGAGUCGAACUUUGACUGAAGCCAUCUUCUGCAACUGCCAGAGCCUGGCUGACCAUUGGUUGACCUUGGAAGUGGCCCACAAGAAGGACGAAGACCCACAUCGGGCACGUCUGUUGCAGUUCUGGGCCCCCGACGUCGACGUCGCCGACACCACAAUGGAUACCGCGGCCCAGGGCGCUGUGGCGGUGUCAGCGCUGUGGCUUUGGGCGGCGCUUGCAGAGAAGCCCCAGGAGGUGCUGGCAGAGCUGGUGGCCACAGGGGAACCUCUGCAUCAUCGGACUGCGGCGGCUUUGGCGCUUGGACGUUUGGAGGAGGCCGUCAGCAUCUACCUGACGAAUGAGCUUUUCGCGGAGGCUUUGCUUUUGGCGCGGCUCCGGUUGCCCUUUCGACAUCCGCUCGUGCUGCACGUCUACCGGAGCUGGGCGCAAGACUUGCUGCGACGCCAGCGCCACGACCAGGCCGCACUCUGCUUCUUGGCCACCAAGGAGUUUGGCCGAGCACUUGCGUGCCUGGAGGACUGGCUGAGCAGCUCCAAUGCGCUCGGUCGCCGGCUGGGGCCAAACCCCUUACGGAUGGCGGGUGCCUUCGCGGCCGCGUGCUGCGCGCAGCGGCUGGUCAAGGCCGAGAAGUUGAGGGAUGCCGAGAGUGGUGAGGAUGGUGACUGCGACACCACGUUGGCCUUCGACCACCGGAGUUGGUGGGGCUUUCCUGAGCUCCGGGCUGCGGUGCAGGCAUGGAAGCGAUACAUGGUGGAGGCGCUCUUCACAGGCGAUGCUUCGGCAGCCUUGAGGAUCGCCCGCGUGGGUCCCCUGCACCGGGAUCUCUCUCCGGGCGAGCGGUUCCUGCGCGGCGUCUUCUCGGGCUAUGCCUCGGGCAUGGCGUGGUGGCUGCAGCUGGGAGAAGAAGGAGAUUGGUCAGAGGCAGAAUGUCCGUUGGCAGCCUUUGUGGGGACCGGUGCAUCGAUCGCUCUGGGCGUGUCUGAGGACAUCGAUUGGGACUUCGAGUGGCGUGCCCUCACCUGGUUGCCGGCCUGGACUUCAGAAGAGGAGUUUCUGCUCACCGCAACGGUGGAGCUGGGCCGCGCCUGUGAGGCGUGGGCCUCCGGCGGCCGCAACGCCGAGGCUCCUCGGACACAUCUCCACAAAGCCAUCAACGCUUUGAUGAAGGGGGCCAAAGCACAAUCCACGCCUGAAUCGUUGGAGGGACUUCAGCAAAUCACUUUGCCCUUAAAGCGCCUGGCAGCGCUCCUGAGGUCCGAUGCGAGAGGCUCUCUCUGUGUCAGAGCCGCAGCUUCCGGGCCCGAGCGGUGCGGCGGCGGCGAAGACGGGCCGGUGACGAAGACUGUGGAGCUAAUGCUGCAGCAAAUGCGAGAUCUAGGAGAAGGAUCUGCUGCGAAAGAUGAGGAGGACGCCUUAGAGGGGGGCGAUUCCUGGGAGCCCUUGGGCCGUGUGCUCUUUGGCCGUCCCAAUACCAAACUUGCGGAGAUCUUUUGCCUGGGCCGUGAGUAUCAAAGGCUGAGGUGGAAUGCCUCACGGAAGGCUAUCAGUGAUGAGGAGAUGCCGCUGUCUGCUCUAGAAGAGCUUCAAGAGCUUGUUCCGAAGCUUCCUCUGGACCUGGUGCCCGAUGCUUGGGUCGUCUCAGAGCAACUUCAGCAGGCGGUUCUGGCAGCGGCCAGCAGCUGUGGGUUGAAAGGAGUGGCCUCAGGGAUGUUGCAGGAGGACGAGGACGACUCUUCCCCUGAAGCGAUGAUCGCCAAGUGCGUGCGAAGGCUUUCGGCGCUUCACAGGAGCUGCGGGGUGCCAGGGCUGGUUCCGCUCGCUGUCUCUGGCUGGUUUUCCGAGUGGCUUGCGACAGCGCCUGAGGAGCUGCCAGAGGAUGAUGUGGAGGAGGACUUGUUGGAAGGUCCCGCGGCCAUCACCAGCGAGCUUCUGGAGCAGCUGGCCGAGCUGCUGCCGCAGUGUUGGAAGACCGAAGACAGCAGCGACCACUCCGUCGCUCCCGAGUUGCUGAGUCUGGAGGCCUUCGAGCACUUGAAGUGGUCCAGUCGACUGUCGCUGGCCAAGCAGAUCUCAUCUGCAUGCCAUGGCGCGGCAGCGUUGCUCCGAGAACUGGAGGCGCCCGAGAAAAAGGAGCCGAGUGGCUGCGGUCCGCGAGCGGUGCGGUCAUCGAUGCUGGACCGGACCCCGUAG